CUCCGUUGAAGCUUCCCUCUUAAGAAUAUGUGCCUACUGACAUGCAACUGCUCAACGUCCAACUCCAUCCCGCCAUGAUAGCAUUCUUGUAGGGAAGACACACUCGCUACGUAUACUGACGGCCUCACACCUUCGACCUACGCUUUUAAUCCAGCUAGCCUUAAUUUUAACCCCUCCCCUCUGCGGGAACCGUUACUCCAAGAUGCAUCCCGCUCGGCGAGCAUACGUCGAGGAUGCCCCAGAGGAUACGAAGAUGGGGAUUGACCUAAAUAAUAUCCCUGUGGAUCGAGACUAUGAUAUGCCCGCUACCGCUGCGGGCAUUCCCCCCGAGAGAGCGUCUGCUAUCCUUUCGCAAUUUUCCCGCCGCAGGAGAGCUGCUGCAAUUGCAGUUCCCACCGAAGAUAGCCGAGUUCGUGCCAGAUUACGCGAACUUGGACAUCCCAUCACCCUCUUCGGCGAAGAUGCAGCAGAUAGACGAGACCGCUUACGUGAGCUAUUAACGGAUCUUGAGGAGCAGAAGGAGGCUGCCGGAGCUACUGCUGGCGAAGAAGGGGAGGAUGUAUCUAUGAAAGAGGGAGGGGAGGACGAAGAGGAAGAGGAGGAAGGCGAGGAGGAAUUUUAUACUGAGGGCGUGCCAGAAUUACUCCAGGCGCGGCAGAACAUUGCUAGAUAUUCGCUACCACGGGCAAAAGCUAGAGUUGAGCGGCAAAAGGAAGAAUCCACUAUCCCACUACGGACACAUAUCAAGCAUCGCAAAGCGAUUAAAGAGAAGUUACAGAGCUUCGAUCUUUACGGGUCUCAAAUCGCGGGCGAGCGUCCAGUCAGCAUUACUCGUUUUGCGCCAAACGGCCAAAUCCUAGCUGCAGGAAACUGGGGAGGAGGAAUCAAACUUCUCAAUGUGCCAAAUUUGGAAGAAAGGACCACAUUGCGGGGCCAUACAGAUCGAGUUGGAGGAAUUUCAUGGUUUCCAGGCGCCACGAGAGCAGAAUCUAAUGUAUCGGAGUCCUCUGUUAACAUGGCAUCUGGAGGAGGCGAAGGGAACGUCAAUCUUUGGUCUCUCACUCAAGAUACCCCAUUAACGACAUUAUCAGGUCACUCAGGACGCGUCUGUCGUGUAGAAUUUCAUCCUUCGGGAGACUACCUUGCGUCUGCUUCCUACGAUACAACUUGGCGACUUUGGGACGUUGCAACCAGUACAGAACUUCUCCUGCAAGAAGGGCACUCUCGAGAAGUUUACUCGUUAGCAUUUAAUCCCGAUGGCUCCCUGCUUGCCAGCGGUGGUCUGGAUAGUUAUGGACGUAUCUGGGACUUACGUACCGGUCGAACAGUGAUGAUUCUGGAAGGGCAUAUCCGAGAAAUAUUCGGUCUAGAUUGGGGUGCGGACGGAUAUCGUAUGCUCUCUGGCUCAGGUGACGGUUGGGUCAAAUGCUGGGACAUCAGACAGGUGCGUUGCACGGGCGGGGUAGGGGCCCAUCGCGGCGUCGUCUCGGACCUCAGGUGGUAUAAAGGAACUGAAUCAGCAGCUUCACAUCUCCCAUCCGUUCCACUACAAGACAAGAAUGCCGUUGCAAUCGACAGUCCGGCUACCCCUUCCACGCCAGUAGAUGGCCAAUCACCACCGCCGCCACCCUCGCAGCCAGUACAGCCAAAGAAAUCUGGCACGUUCUUCGUAUCCAGUGGCUUUGAUAAGAACGUCAACGUGUUCAGCGCGGAUGACUGGUCACUCGUCAAGUCCCUGAGCGGGCAUUCUGGAAAUGUUCUUAGCGUCGAUAUCAGCGAUGAUGUGAAAUGGAUUGCAAGCUGCGGCCACGAUCGCACGGUGAAACUCUGGGGCAUUGAUGGAUGAUUACCAGUUUACGAUGAUCUCAGAAAUGAACUGACCUUAAGUCAAGUCAUCCUUGAAUCCUACUCAUACAAUCCCGUACCAGUGAGUUGGGGGGGAUAAUACUCCGCAUCCUGCACGACAGCCAUUUCAACCCGCGCAACUACAAGGGACCCAGUCAUCCGGUCCUUAAUCGUCGAUGGAUCUGUUCAAUGUUUGGUCAUUGUUUACUAUUAUUGGACGCAUAAUGCAGGCGGUUCGUCGACACAUGUGACCGUCACGCGUACCUACCAGAGAGGUAUCAAAGGUCACGGACGGGGUGGUUGCGCACGGGAAAAGCAAAGCGAAGACGAUAGGCGGCGACUCUGAACCCUUUGACCCAUCUCAACAAUUACACAGUCCAUAGCUCUGUAUACUUGAGAUUUCUAGGCUAGGAAAACAUCACCUGGGAUAUACUACGGUCGAAAUCGAUGAGUGCUGAAACAAACGAGGAAAAACGAGCCCCCUAUAGUUAUAGUUUAUGAUUGCGUAGAAACUGCACAUAAUGAGCUAGCUAGUUCAUGACAAUAUGAAAUUAUUUGGAAAGUACCCUGGUUUCUUGCGUUCGUAUGUACAGCAUAUGUACAAAAAUUGGCCUUGAAACAAAGCCAUUUAGUGCAAUUUUUGGGUUGAGUAACUCGUGUCCACAAAGGCAACGCGAUACGGAGUAUACAGCGUAGUGAGGGUAUCCAGAUAAAAAAAAGAUCAUAACAUGUAAAAUCAAACAAUAGCAGUCAAACCAUACGCCUAGCCAAAUGCAAUCAUUAAGCUUAACAUCGUUCGUCAUCGUUAGUUGGAAUUGGAAUAUGUGCAAGAAAAUAAACCAAAAGCAAAAAUGUCGACUUCAAAA
Molecule: messenger RNA, 2711 nt
Organism: Blastomyces dermatitidis ER-3
Lineage: Eukaryota; Fungi; Ascomycota; Eurotiomycetes; Onygenales; Ajellomycetaceae
Product: serine/threonine-protein kinase PRP4
Exons: 3
Coding region: 203-1846 (547 amino acids)
Biological process (GO): mRNA splicing, via spliceosome
Cellular component (GO): U4/U6 x U5 tri-snRNP complex
Molecular function (GO): protein binding; U4 snRNA binding; U6 snRNA binding
Source: RefSeq, a predicted model, not a curated record